This is a messenger RNA of Paramuricea clavata, 6771 nucleotides long. Lineage: Eukaryota; Metazoa; Cnidaria; Anthozoa; Malacalcyonacea; Plexauridae. The record is from the annotation of a GenBank genome assembly.
GUCAAAGAUUGGAGUUUUUUCGUCUCUUCUUGCCAGUUAAUUCUUGCCGAAAAUUCAAAAUGGAAACACUCUUAUUUUUAUUGCGCACACGUGUUGUUUAUUUUGAUUUGUUUUUUUUUACGAGAAUUUGAUAGAUUUGUACUCCAUAAUAUAGUUUACAUUAUAAAAUGAAGAAAUGCAAUGUUUGUAAGUUAACAGAAAGCAAAUACAGAUGCCCAACGUGUAGAAUUUUGUAGUAAGUUUAUAACUUUUAUAAAUAGUUCAUAUAUAUGUUCAGUUCAGGUUGGAAUUUCGAAUUGUUCAAUAUUGCAAUAAACCCUUGAUACAGUAUUGACAAUUAUUUCCUUGGUCUGUGAACCUCAUUCUCAUAACUUUUGAUCCAAUGACUUUUUGUCUUGAAGCACACAAGUGAGGUCAUAUAUUGGACAGCUGACAAGAGUCUGACCUCUUGUUGGUGCAUAUGAUUUUGGCAUAACUUUGCCAUCUUAGCCAGUUUAUAUGAUAUGAGAGGCAUUUACCCCCAGAAAAUAUUCAAAAUGGUGGACGUUCAGGUGGUGAAUGCCUGUCGUAAGUGCACUGACUUGGAACAUGACAUGAAUGGGUCGUUCCAGAAAAGAUCCACACUCCCCCACAGAGGAAAUUUCUGCCGUCCGGAGGAGGAGGGGAGACGAAAUUGUAUCUGAUAAUAGUAAAUGUAUUAGGACAUCCAAAGGGGGUAGGGGGGUUAACUUCCAAUUUCCUCCGUAGGGGUGGUAUGGAUAUUUUCUGGAAUGACCCAAUCAUAUGUGGCAGUGUUUAUGUUUUUUUGGCCGAGUCAGACUUCUGUAAAGGCAAAGCGACCAAUUUUAAUCAUGUGAAAAAUCAGUUGCGUGGGCAUGCCAAGAAAGUUGAAUGUGGUUCUACUUUCAUGGCAUGUCUGCGAGCAGUCUGGCGGACAAAAAAUGCACAGGUUAGACAACUACAGAGAAAGUUGAGUAAUGUUCGCUUCGCCUGUGCAGGCAAAGCGACUGCAAUGGAAAAUGGCCUUUAAGUAUUGUUUAAUAAACGAGCAGGAGUGUUUUAUUAGGUUUAAAGCUUAGACCUAAUAAAACGUUAAAACGGUUAAAGUUUAGACCUAAUAAAACACGACCUGCAAGUUUAUUGAACGGCUUCAAACACAACUUCACAUUUGAUAGAUAUACUGCCUUAUUAGUAUUUUUUAUAUAAAAAAUAAAGAAUACUAAUUAGGAGUGUUUUAUCAGGUUUAAAGCCACUGCAUGUGACAUAUUAUGGUUGAAAUGAUUUGCCAAUAAGCUUAUGAAUUAUUAAUGAGUGUUUGAAGUGUAUAUUAUGUAUAGUGAGGCUCCCAGGCCAAGGAAGUAUUGGUGACGUAAUCAAGGCUCAUUAAAAUUUUUUGUGUGAACAAAAUUCAAAAUAUGCCUGCAAAAUGCAUCUUACAGUAUUUUUAAAUUUUGUGACCUAAACAGUGUUAAAAAUUCAGAAUUUUAAAAUAUGCCUGCAAAAAUUCAAAAAGUGCCUGUGAGCAGCAUUUGUACACUUGUGUAUUUUAGUGAAGGAUGAACAUAUAAUUGCAAAUUAAACUAAAAAUUGUUCUAAAUUUCAUUGCAGUUGUUCUGUAGGAUGUUACAAGACACACAAAGGUAUAUUUUCAGAAUUAAAGUAGCUGUAGUUAUUGGGGGAAUGUUUCACUUUCCACAUAUAAACUCCCAGUCCUCACCUGGAUUUGCUUGCAUAAACUGACCACAGGAUCCCUUAAUUUAUAUUAAUAACAAUAAAAACUAAUAUACCUUUCAAUAUCCUGUUAUUCAAUUCAAGAUAAUUUAUGUAAGGAAAUAAGACCACCACAAGAAACAGUUUGCAAUAUGGUCACAAAUGGCAGUUUUGUAACUAAAGGUAAAUUUACUAGUUUAAAUAAUUAAUACCAUACUUAGUAACUGUUUGAAUGGUGAGGUGUUAGCCUGGUUGACAGAGGGCCAAUUGUUAUUAAUGAUCACCCCUUGAGUUGGCUUAGCGUGGGGUUGUUCUUUUGAAACUUGUUCAAUGGCAAGAUCGCACGAGGCUUUGUUCACAGACUUGACCCCUUUUUUCCAGCAAACUCAAGGUUCUUCAAUCAAAACAACUGGAGAACUUUUUUUUAAACUUGUUUCACACUAUAAUAUCAUAAUGACCUUAUAGUACUCACCUUAUAUUAAUUGGUCUAACUUAUGUUACAGUCUAUAAGAGGAGCAUUUUAAUGUUCCAAGAAUUUUAUUAUUUUUCAGGCAGAACUUGUUUAUAUUAUUGACACUAGAGCCAACAGAUCACGACACUCUUGUAUAUAAAAAGAGCGUGUGAAUUAAACAAGUCACAUAUUAUUAGCACUGAUGAAGAUCCGGGCUUACGGAUCGAAAGCUUUGCAGUAAUAAAUUUACGUGGUGUUUCCACAAACAAAAACAAUUGUUAUUGACACUACCUACACUGCAAACAGUUAAGGUUAUAAGAGGAGACCCUGCUCUAUGGACCUUUGAUAGUUUUCUUCUCACGUGCACCUGAGAAUUUUGUGUAUACUGUACUGCAAGAGUCGAACCCCAGUGUAAACAUUCCUAUCAAACUCUAUAUAUUUUAGAAAUGGAGCCAGGUGAAUUGACAGAUGAUGAAUCAGAUAAUGAGGAUAAUGUUAGUCAAGAAAAGUUGUCUCUGUUAGGUAAAUUAUUUGUGUUGUAAAAAGUUACUUCAUAAGCUAUCAACUAGCCUGCAUGCAUGUAAACACAAUUGUCUUCUGGGGAAGACUUACUUUGCUACUCUGGCUUGAUUGAGCUUGUGUAAAUGGAGUAUAUAAAAUUAUAAAUCUUGGACUAGAUAAAACUUGAACUACCUCAUUCCUAAUUCAGUUCUCAUUUUAUCCCAUGUUCUGUAGUACCAGGCAGUUUUACUCAUCUUUAAUCUUCAUAUUUCCUACUACCCUUUUAGAAAACUCGCAAACAAUUAAAGACAUGCUGGUAAACAAACAUUUGCAACAAAUUUUGAAGACCAUUGAUAACCAUGAAAAUGGGGAAAAAGAACUUGAUUCUGCUAUGCAACUGCCCUUGUUUGCAGAGUUUGCUAAUGAAUGUUUAAAACUUGUAGAUGAUAGAUUAGAGGAAAGAGCUACACAGCAAGCUUGAAGCAUUGUUUUAUCAGUGUUUAUCAUCAUGCAAACUUUAUACAAUGAACCUUUAUAUCCAGGGCUGUAUGUAGGAUUUUUUCAACAGGGGGCAGUAAGGCCUGCCCUAUAUGCCAAGAAAAGUCCAGAAUAUCCAAAGAAUAAUUAACAAUGACGUUCUAAAAAUCAUAAAUAUAGUUUUUUUCUAGGGGUACAGUUGCCCCCUGCCCCCCCCCCCACUGUGUACAGCCCUGUUUAAAUAAAUUAAAGAUGACAAUUGACUGUUAUAUGUUAUACUAAUAAAGGUGAAUUAAUGAAGAUUACAGAAUUUAAACAUGUGGGGUGAUCCCACAACUAAAUCCUACUAAACUAACAUAUUAUAUUACAACUAUGAUGCUUUUUUGUUUUUAUUCUAUAUGGAACAGGUAUAAAAAUAAAUAUGCUAUAAGACCAGUGUCAGUAAUUUAGUUGGCUGGCUCAGUAUCAUGAGUUUCCAUAAUAUGUAAUAUAAGUUCUCUGUGCAUACCAAACACCACAUUACAAAUAGAGCAAACGUAUCCAACACCAGAUGUUUCUGGUUUUUGUAAUUCUUGACAAAGAGUGCAUUCACAGUGAGGUUCACAAUGACUUGUAUUUUCUGCACAUUCCUUGGAGUUUGAUGUCUGUGUAUGGCAAGACUCCUCAUCACAUGGUUUCAUAAAUUCCAUGUUGUUAACAUUGUGUUCUGGAAGUAUUUCGUCAGUUUGUAAUUCAGUCGAUCCACUGUCAUUUACAUCACGUUCAAUAGAAUUGUCAUCAGUGUGUGCUCUUUUAUGUUCCAUUAGACUUCCUGAACAUAUAAAUCCUUUAUGACAAACAUCACAUUCAUAAGGCAUAUUGACCAUAUUGGCAGGGUGUGUCUUUUUAUGUCUAAGUAAAACACUUGAUUGAGCAAAUCUUUUCAUGCAAAUAUAACACUCGUAGGGCUUUUCCCCAGUGUGCGUUCGUUUGUGGGAAAUUAAAGUACUUGAUUGGGAAAAUCGUUUCUUGCAAACAUCACAUUCAAAAGGUUUCUCUCCAGUGUGCAUUCUUUUAUGUUUUAGCAAAUAACCCGAUUCCAAAAAUCGUUUCUUGCACACAUCACAUUCAUAAGGCUUUUCUCCUGCAUGUGCUUUUUUUUGUAUGCGUUUUUGGCCAGUGUGUGUUCUCUUAUGGCAAGCUAAAGCACUUGUUUGGGAAAACCGUUUCUUGCAAACAUCGCAUUCGUACGGUUUUUCCCCAGUGUGUGUUCUUCUAUGUAUUGUCAAAUGACUUGAUUGUGAAAAUCUUUUCUUGCAAACAAGGCAUUCAUAUUUUUUCUCACAAGUGUGCACUCUUUUAUGUUGUAUCAAACCAUUUGAGCCCGGAAAUCGUUUCUUACAAACAUCACACUCGUAAGGCCUUUCUCCAGUGUGUGAUCUUUUGUGUACCACUAAACUACAUCGAUAAGAAAACACUUUCAUACAAACGUCACAUUCAUAUUUUGUCUCGCCAGUGUGCGUUCUUUUAUGUUUUAGCAAAUAACUCGAUUCCAAAAAUCUUUUCUUGCACACAUCACAUUCAUAAGGCUUUUCUCCUGCAUGUGCUUUUUUUUGUACGCGUUUUUGGCCAGUGUGUGUUCUCUUAUGGCAAGCUAAAGCACUUGUUUGGGGAAAUCGUUUCUUGCAAACAUCACAUUCGUACGGUUUUUCCCCAGUGUGUGUUCUUCUAUGUAUUGUCAAAUGACUUGAUUGCGAAAAUCUCUUCUUGCAAACAAGGCAUUCAUAUUUUUUCUCACAAGUGUGCACUCUUUUAUGUUGUAUCAAACCAUUUGAGCCCGGAAAUCGUUUCUUGCAAACAUCGCACUCAUAAGGCCUUUCUCCAGUGUGUGAUCUUUUGUGUACCACUAAACUACAUCGAUAAGAAAACACUUUCAUACAAACGUCACAUUCAUAUUUUGUCUCGCCAGUGUGCGUUCUUUUAUGUUUUAGCAAAUAACUCGAUUCCAAAAAUCUUUUCUUGCACACAUCACAUUCAUAAGGCUUUUCUCCUGCAUGUGCUUUUUUUUGUACGCGUUUUUGGCCAGUGUGUGUUCUCUUAUGGCAAGCUAAAGCACUUGUUUGGGGAAAUCGUUUCUUGCAAACAUCACAUUCGUACGGUUUUUCCCCAGUGUGUGUUCUUCUAUGUAUUGUCAAAUGACUUGAUUGCGAAAAUCUCUUCUUGCAAACAAGGCAUUCAUAUUUUUUCUCACAAGUGUGCACUCUUUUAUGUUGUAUCAAACCAUUUGAGCCCGGAAAUCGUUUCUUGCAAACAUCGCACUCAUAAGGCCUUUCUCCAGUGUGUGAUCUUUUGUGUACCACUAAACUACAUCGAUAAGAAAACACUUUCAUACAAACGUCACAUUCAUAUUUUGUCUCGCCAGUGUGCGUUUUUUUAUGGCUUAGUAAAUUUCUUGAAUCUGAAAAUCUUUUCUUGCAAACAUCACAUUCAUAAGGCGUUUCUCCAGUAUGUGUUCGCUUAUGAAUUUUUAAACCCUGCACUUGUAAAAAUUGUUUCUUGCAAACAUCGCAUUCAAAAGGUUUUUUGUCUUCGUGGUGUGUUCUUAUAUGUUUUAUAAAAGCGUUUGAUUGGAAAAAUUUUUCGUUGCAAACAUCACAUUCAAACGUUUUGUCAGGGGUAUGAGUUUUUUUAUGCUUUCGCACGCUACUGGAAUAUGAAAAGGUUUUCUUGCAAACAUCACAUUCAUAAGGUUUUCCCCCAGUGUGUGUAUGAGUUUCUUUAUGGUUUCGCAAGCUACUGGAAUAUGAAAAGGUUUUCUUGCAAACAUCACAUUCAUAAGGUUUUUCCCCAGUGUGUGUUCGUUUAUGUACAACCAAGCUACCCGAUUGUGUGAAUUGUUUAUUGCACACGUCACAUUCGUAAGGUUUGUCCCCAGUGUGUAGUGUUUUAUGUUUUAGUAAUUGAUUGGAUGAUAAAAAUAUUUUCUUGCAAACAUCACAUUCAUAAGGCUUUUUUCCAGUGUGCCUUUUUUUAUGUCUUUGUAGGCCAUUUGGCUGUGCAAAUCUCUUAUCACAAAGAUCACAUAUAUAAGCUUUUUCUCCAGAGUGUAAUCGUUUAUGAUUGAUCAAAUUGUAUGAUUGGGAAAAUCGUUUCUGGCAAACAUCACAUUCAUAAGGCUUUUCUUGACUAUGUGUUCUGUUAUGAUUGAUCAAAUUAUUUGAAUUGUAAAAUGAUUUCUUGCAAACACCACUUUCUUGAGGUUUUCCCAAAAGGUGUGCUCUUUUAUGGUUUUUAAAAUUGAUAGAUUUGGAAAACCUUUUGUUGCAAACAUCACAUUCGUAAGACUUUCCUCCAAGGUGCUUUCUUUUAUGUUUUAGUAGGCCAUUUGGUUGUGCAAAUCUCUUAUCACAAAGAUCACACAGAUAAGCUUUUUCUCCACAAUGUAACCUUUUAUGAUUUAUCAAAUUGUGUGAUUGAGAAAAUCGUUUCUGGCAAACAUCACAUUCAUAAGGCUUUUCUCCAGUAUGUGUUCUGUUAUGAUUGAUUAAAUUACUUGAAUUGCCAAAUCUCCUCUUGCAAAUAUUACACUCAUAUUUUUUCUCACCAGUAUGCACACUCUCAGAUUUCGUAGUAUCCAUGGGAAAUUAAUACGC